AUGAUCGGCUGCAAAUGGGUCUUUAAAAUAAAGAGGACUUCAGAUGGAAAACCUGAUAGGUUCAAGGCAAGACUGGUGGCCCAGGGUUUCUCACAAAAAUAUGCUGUUGAUUACGACGCAGUGUUUGCUCCGCAAGCCGCCAGAAAAUGGAAUCAAGUCCAAAACGAGCUGCUGACCAGCUACGGCUUCCAACCCUGUCCUGAAGAUCCUUGUCUAUACAAACAUGGACAGAGAAUCCUCACCUAUCUGAUUGUGCACGUCGAUGAUAUCAUCAUAGCAGGAAGUUCUCUCCAGAGGAUUGAGAGCAUAAAGGCAGCAUUAAACGAGAAAUUUUGUCUCACCGAUCUUGGAAACAUGAGCUAUUACCUGGGGAUUGAAGUACACAGAAACGACGACGGGGAAUUUGCCAUCAACCAGAUCAACUACAUCAAGAAAAUACUAGCACGUGCAAGACUUGAGAAUGCAAAACCCUCAAGCCAUCCAAUGGACACUGGCUACGAGAAACUCAGAGCCGAUUCAUCAAAAAUAAUGAAUAAAUAUUACGACAAGCUGAUUGGAGCCCUGUUGUACCUCUCAAUUAAUACCAGGCAUGACAUAGCAGCACCAGUGGCUAUACUGGCUCAGCACAUUAAGGGAAUUACACAAGUUGACUGGGAAGAGCUUCAAAGGAUUUGCAGAUAUCUCAAAGGAACCAUACACUAUGAAUUCAAGCUCAGCAACCGCCAUGACGAUGAAUUAAAACUUGUUGGCUACGCUGACGCCAAAUGGGCAGAAGAUCGAGAAACUAGGCAAUCCAACUCAGGAUACAUAUUCAAAGAUCUCGGUGGAACGAUCAGCUGGGCCAGCAAAAGACAAGAAUGUAUGACAACCUCAUCAACUGAAGCAGAAAUUGUUGCGUUGUAUAAACCAUCUACAGAGUGCAUUUGA
This is a messenger RNA of Diachasma alloeum, 927 nucleotides long. RefSeq lists its product as uncharacterized. The transcript has 2 exons. The record is from RefSeq and is a predicted model, not a curated record. Bases 1 to 927 code for a protein of 308 amino acids. NCBI's taxonomy places the organism in Eukaryota, Metazoa, Arthropoda, Insecta, Hymenoptera, Braconidae.